AUGUUUUCUCUGAUGUGUGUCGGCAUUCUUGAUAAGUCAGUACCCUUUAUGUGCAUCUUUUCUGUAGGGUACGCGGGAGUUAUCCAGGCGUUGGACUCUCCGUCGAGCGCGGAGGAGGCCUCUUUUCGGCUAGGUUCCCCAGUGGCAGAACUCCAAGGGCCUAGCCCGUCAGAGAUGUCCCCGGUGCAGAUACGUCGUCCACCGCCAGUCGACUCUGAGCUGUCAACGCCGGGUUCGGGCGGUUAUGCCAGCCCGAGCGUACUGUUUGCUAUCCCGCCCGCUUCACUCAUGCGGUCCAGUGUACAGAACCCUCUUUACGUCGACAGGCCGCCGUCAACUGAGGGCGACGAUAACGUCGCCAGGGUGUUGGCGAUGUCACCCCGUGCGGACCAAAGUCAUGCGUCCAGGUUGCCAAGGUGCACCUUCGAGUCCGGUUGGAGCAGCUCGUCUAUUUCUGCAGAGCGGUCUAUUUCGCUACACGCGUCGCAGCAUGAGUAUGACGAUAGGGUGUCAUCGCUACCGCAUGCAGACCCAACUGCUUCCCCAGCAGUUUCAUCAGUACGUCAGCUGAUCCCCUUGAUGCCCCAAGUGGACGAGACUCCACGCCGAAUCAUCAAGAACCUUUCCGCUACGGCGCGAGGUUCUGCGCUAGGUGCCGAUCUCGCAAAGACUACUUGUACUUUCUCGUCACGAAUGCAUGGCGCCGAAAAGGGCCUAGGGGGAGCAGGCCUGCAGUUGCCAAGUAACAGUUCCCGACGCCCCUUCAAGACUGACGAAGCCGGCAUGGCAACGCCGUGUUCCGCAACGUUUCCCGGUCGUGUGGAGAGGGAGCCUGUUCCUGCAGCGGCUUUCCGUUCUGCGGCACGCAACAGUACGGCUACUGUCGUGCAUAAUGCAUGCGACCCGUCCAUCGGCAGAAAGGCGGCUCAACAGGCAGGCAGUACGAAACUUGUCAACAUAGCAAACGUUCCAAGCAAUAUUGUGUCUCUUGACCGGGACGACACGUUUUCGGCAGGCCGAGCUCUGGACCAGACUCCUCGCAAGGGUGUCAGGGUCCCGGCGCAGGAUGGCGAGAAGCACUGGCAAAAUGCUGAUGGUAGGUCGAAAGAGGCAACAAAGGCACAGCAGCGGCACACGGCGGAGCUAGGAAUGCAGGGCGGCAAAUGCAGUAAGGGAACGCAAAUGCUGGCGUCCUGGCUCUUGCUUUCAGUAGUCCUGGCGCUGGCGCUGCUCGGGAACCACUUCACUGCCGAGUGGUGGAAGCCACCAACCAGGGUGUUGGUUGCAGCGCCCUACAACACUGGCCCUGUUUGCUUCCUGGAGCGUUAUCCAGGAGCAAACGACUUACCACAGGCAGCACCAUCUCCAAUCCGCAGGUUGCCCAUGCAGCUCCCUAAUUGCCAUGCACUCGAUGGAUUCUUACAGUCUUUCCGACGCGCGCCUUCGCUUGCGCUGUCUAGCUCUGGUGAGCAUGGGCCAGCCACCCAUUUUCAUACCAACGUGUCGGGGGUGCCAAGUGUGAUCACGUGUGAUGAGGACCAAUCUGGUUUGACCCUUGCUUCGCCUCCUAUCGUUGCCAUGGGAAAUGGUGAAGCGCUUCAGGCCAUUCUAAAUGCGUCUGAUACUGACGACCUUCGCGUUUCCGACAAACCAGUUUUGCGCACUUUCCUCUCGGCGCGGCUGUACGGCUGGAACCUCCCAGAGUUUCUUCUGGGCGCUGUCACGGCCGGAUUUGUUGGAAAGUUGCUUGCCUGGUGUGUCGAACAACUCUUCCCAUGCUUCAAGCGCCGGCAGAAGGCAUUAAGGCGCGCCCUCGUCCAAGGCAGCACGGUUACAUCACCCCAAUCGCCCACAGUUGGCCGCAUCCUUCGUCCCAAGUGGCCACAAGGUGCCGCCAAAGUGGACGAGCAGGUCGCGCAAGUAAAUGUCGCCAUGCUGACUACGUACGAAAGCCAAAGUAUCGCAUCAGGGUCCCUUGUGUGGAACGGCAAUAAGCUUGUGUACUUGGAAGGAUGA
Molecule: messenger RNA, 2016 nt
Organism: Volvox carteri f. nagariensis
Lineage: Eukaryota; Viridiplantae; Chlorophyta; Chlorophyceae; Chlamydomonadales; Volvocaceae
Exons: 6
Coding region: 1-2016 (671 amino acids)
Source: RefSeq, a predicted model, not a curated record